Molecule: messenger RNA, 1830 nt
Organism: Oldenlandia corymbosa var. corymbosa
Lineage: Eukaryota; Viridiplantae; Streptophyta; Magnoliopsida; Gentianales; Rubiaceae
Source: the annotation of a GenBank genome assembly
CAAAACACCCCCAUCCGCGUGAAUUUAAUGCGCACCUUACCGACUACCUAUCCCCCCAAAACAAAAAAAGAAUUAAGUAAUUUCUGCAUUAUUGCCUCUCAUGCUGGCUUGCAUGUUGUCGAUCUCCAAUGUCGUUUUACUUAAAAUUCUUUCUAUAAAUGGAGCACCUUUCUUGCUCCUAAAUUUCAUCAGCCACUCACAAAGUUUCUUCUCAUGCAAACAUAUCCUUAAUCAUCACUCUUCCACCACCAUAAUAACACAACUCAAGUCUUCUAUUCAUUUCAUCUUCUUUUGACAAUUUCAGCAAAAUUCUUAGGCCUGUACUAUAUAUACCUCAAACAUUCUCCUUGAAGAUUUGAAGUCAAAAUGGGUUUAAUGAGGACAAAACUUCAGAGAUUCAUGUUGUGGGUUGUGGCGGUGGCGAUGGUGAUGUUGAGUCUCGAGAAUGUGGUGGUGGGAGAUCCCCAAGUUCCGUGUUACUUCAUUUUUGGCGAUUCUCUGGUCGACAAUGGCAACAAUAACAACAUCAAUUCCCUUGCAAAAGCUAAUUACUUGCCUUACGGAAUUGAUUACCCCGGCGGACCAAGUGGCAGGUUUUCUAAUGGCAAAACCACUGUUGAUGUUGUUGCUGAGCUGUUGGGCUUCGAUGAUCCAAUCCCACCUUAUGCAGAAGCCAGAGGCGAAGCCAUACUCGGGGGAAUCAAUUUCGCAUCCGCAGCCGCCGGAAUUAGAGAUGAAACUGGCCAACAAUUAGGUGGAAGGAUCAGUUUUGCAAACCAAGUAAAUAAUUACAAGAACACAGUGUCACAAAUUGUAAGGAUACUAGGAGAUGAAGAUUCUGCUGCCAAUUACCUAAGCAAGUGUAUAUUUUCAGUUGGUGUUGGGAGCAAUGACUACCUCAACAACUACUUCAUGCCUCUUUACUACUCCAGCAGUAGUCAGUUUACACCAGAACAAUAUGCUCAAGCUCUCAUUGACGAUUAUUCCCGACAACUUAGUACGCUGUAUGAUUUUGGGGCGAGAAAGUUCGUAUUGAUUGGUGUGGGCCAAAUUGGGUGCAGUCCAAAUGCAUUGGCCCAAAAUAGCGCCGAUGGCAAAACCUGUGUGACCCGGAUCAAUUCCGCUAAUCAGAUAUUCAACCGCAAACUCAAGGGCUUAGUUGAUCAAUUCAACAACUUGAAUUCCGAUGCGAAGUUUAUUUACAUUGAUGCUUAUGGCAUUUUCCAGGAUCUAAUCAACAACCCUUCAGCUUUCGGUAAUCAUCUCGAUAAAACCUUCACAUAUUUCCCUUUUGUUCACAUGUCUAUAUAAUUUGUUCUUUUCGUCCCAAAAUGAAAACCUGAUUGCUUAAAAAUCAUGGGAUCUUUGGUGCUUGCAGGAUUUAGGGUCACAAAUGCAGGGUGUUGCGGGGUAGGAAGGAAUAAUGGGCAGAUAACAUGCCUGCCAUUCCAAAACCCUUGCCAAAAUAGAGAUGAGUAUCUAUUUUGGGAUGCUUUCCAUCCGAGUGAAGCAGCAAAUAUCAUCGUUGGAAGAAGAUCUUACCGUGCUGAAAAAUCAACAGACGCAUACCCGAUUGAUAUUCAGCGGUUGGCUCAACUUUGAAGAUUUUGAUGAUUGAUGAUUGUAUCAUGCACCCGUAAAGAGAGACUGGUGAUCAUGUCUUCAAUUUUUUGUUUUAUCAAAAAUUUUAAGAAUAUAUACUACUCAUAUGUUAUAAAUUAGUCAAUUGUUGAUUAGAUAGUGGACGAUGGGCAUCAAUGUUUUUAAUAAUAAUAAUUCUUUUUCCUCAGCAGCCUAUUCUUAGAUAGUGGACGAUUGUCUCUCUCUUCC